AUGUACUCCUUGUCCUACGGUCCCGGCUUGAGUGAGCUUUGGAAGGCCCCUCACUGCCACUCGGUGCAGUUGGAUUCGAUAUCGAGACCUGUUCAAAAACCGGAAGAUACCGACGAUGGGUAUCUACAGUGGUAUAUGGGACGUACCCACCCGAGGAUCGUCUGCCCCAGUGCUGCUGACCAGGAGAUACACCACCAUCUUAGUCAUGAUCAGUUAGCUGUGAAGCUCGUCCGAGAGUUUUGCACUGUGAUUGAGCACCCUUAUGAUUACCACCUUGAUCUUCUUCUUGGAUUACAAGGGUUGCUUAGAGAGCACGACGAGGCGACUCCAUACCAACCUCCACCUCAGUACUAG
This is a messenger RNA of Linum trigynum, 354 nucleotides long. NCBI's taxonomy places the organism in Eukaryota, Viridiplantae, Streptophyta, Magnoliopsida, Malpighiales, Linaceae. The record is from the annotation of a GenBank genome assembly.